AUGUCAAGCAAUAACGAUAAUGAAGAAAUUCCUAUUAUUGACUUUUCAAUAGAAUGUUCGAAAAAAAUAAAAUAUGCUUGUGAAUAUAUUGGAUUUUGUUAUUUAAAAAAUCAUGGAAUUUCCAAUGAAUUCAUUAAUGAAAUGUUUUCAAUUGCAAAAGAAUUUUUCAUUGGAAUAUCCAGAGAGGAAAAAUUAAAAUAUAUUAUGAAUGACGAAUAUUUUGGUUUUGUUGAUUUAAAGCAAGAAGUACUUGAUCCUCCUCAUCAAAAAAUUGGAGAUUAUAAAGAAUGUUUUAAUUUUGGAAAAUUUCAAAAUGGAAAACCCAUUUCACAAGAAUUACCAAAAUAUUUCGAAGAGAAAAGUAAAUUUAUCGAAUCAUUUGAAAAAGCUUGUCAUGAUUUAUGUAUGAAAGUAUUACAAUCAUUGGCAAUCUCAUUAAAGAUUGAAGAUAACGAAGAAGGAGAAGGAAAAAAUUGGUUUUCUAAAAGACAUGGGUAUGGAAUGAAAUCUGGUGAUAAUUUUAGAAUAUUACAUUAUCCUCCUAUUACGAUUGAAGAAGGUAAAGUGUCGGAAGACAUUAAUUAUAAUCAAGAUAUUCGAGCGGGAAGCCAUACAGAUUACGGAUCCAUAACAUUAUUAUUUCAAAAAGAAAUAGGAGGAUUAGAAAUUCAGCAUCCAUAUACAAAAAAAUGGAUACAAGUCCCUGUUGUUCCUAAUGCAAUUUUAAUUAAUAUCGGAGAUUUAAUGGAAUUUUGGACAAAAGGUUUAUUUAAGUCAACUAAACAUCGUGUUAUAUUUAAUAAAGAAAAUAUGAAUUUGCAUAGAUAUAGUAUUGCUUAUUUUUGCCAUGCUGGUAGAGAUGUUGGUUUAGAUCCUAUUCCUAGUGAAUUCAUCAUCGGAAGAGAAAGGGAAGGGGAAGGAUUAGAUGAGAGUAAAGAGAGUAAAGAGAGAAAACGGAUUACUGCUGGUGAACACUUGCGUUUAAAACAAGAAAAUACUUAUAAACCAAUUAUUAUUAACUGCUCCAAUUGA
Molecule: messenger RNA, 1032 nt
Organism: Funneliformis mosseae
Lineage: Eukaryota; Fungi; Glomeromycota; Glomeromycetes; Glomerales; Glomeraceae
Source: the annotation of a GenBank genome assembly